Halichondria panicea is the source of this 1690-nucleotide messenger RNA. RefSeq lists its product as uncharacterized. The record is from RefSeq and is a predicted model, not a curated record. NCBI's taxonomy places the organism in Eukaryota, Metazoa, Porifera, Demospongiae, Suberitida, Halichondriidae. Bases 6 to 1610 code for a protein of 534 amino acids. The transcript has a single exon.
UGCCCAUGUACGCCAUCGCCCUGAAACCCCUAAUGGACAGAGUUAACCAGUCCGUAGAAGUCACCCAGGCAUGGUACGCUGAUGACGCUGCUGCCACUAGUGACAUCCCUGCUCUUCACAGAUGGUGGGAGGAGCUGACCAACAUUGGCCCUGCCUAUGGAUACAUGGUCAACGCCUCUAAAACUCAUCUGAUAGUAAAAGCCAGCCAACUCUCAGAAGCCCAAACAACUUUCGAAGACACACAAAUCAACAUCACCACAAUUGGGAAACCACACUUAGGAUCCCCUCUUGGAAGCCAGGAAUUCACAGAGUCAUUCGUCAGAGAUAAAGUGCAGACCUGGUCAGAGGAACUGAAAAAAUUGUCGAUCAUUGCGAACACCCACCCUCAAGCCGCUUAUGCCGCUUUCACCCACGGCAUUGUAGGUAAAUGGACGUACCUAGCGAGAACCACCCCAAACAUUGGCCCACUGUUACAACCACUGGAAGACAUCAUAAGGACAAAAUUACUCCCAGCCCUGUGUGGAAGAGCAGCCCCCAAUGACACAGAAAGGGACCUGCUGGAACUUCCAGCUAGGCUAGGUGGAAUAGGGGUCAUCAACCCAACAACUCUGUCAGACUCGGCCUACUCUGCCUCCAAACAAAUCUCUGCGCCCCUCUACAACCUCAUACUAAACGGAAGCCUGGACUAUACACACGAGGCUCUCACAGAGCAGUUUACAGCAAAGUUAGAGGUCAAAAAAAGAAAAAGGGAGCUAAACGUCACUUCUGCAGACCAGCUCAAGUCAAACCUACCACCUAACCUCCAACGAGCUAUGAUCUUAUCCCAGGAAAAGGGAGCCUCAAACUGGUUAACAGUACUACCUGUGGAAGAAUUUGGCCUAGCACUGCACAAAGCUGCCUUCAGAGACGCACUAGCACUCAGAUAUGGGUGGCAACCCAAUGGCACCCCAAUCACAUGCGCUUGUGGCACCAACUUCUCAGUGGAACACGCGUUAUCAUGUGCCAAAGGUGGCUAUCCCUCCAUAAGGCAUAACGAGAUCAGAGACUUCACGGCCAACCUCAUGUCAGAAGUUUGCCACAAUGUCGCCAUAGAACCACAUCUACAACCCAUCACCGGCGAAAUUCUGUCAGGUGCAUCUGCCAAUACACAAGAUGGUGCCAGAUUAGACGUGGCAGCAGAUGGUUUUUGGGGAAGCAGGUUUGAGAGAGCAUUUUUUGAUGUUAGGGUGUUCAACCCGUACGCUCCCUCAAACAGGCAACCGCAACUAUCCACAACCUACCGCAAGCACGAAAACAUAAAGAAGAGAGCCUAUGACCAACGAAUCAGAGAUGUAGAAAACUCGACCUUCACUCCCCUCAUCCUGUCAAGUACUGGGGGCCUUGGACGUGCCGCUACCUCCACCUACAAGAGAUUGGCGUCUCUCCUGUCAACAAAAUGGGAUCAGCCCUACAGCACCACCAUGGGAUGGAUCAGAUGCAGGCUGUCCUUCUCUCUCCUCAGAUCAGCCAUCAUGUGCAUUAGGGGGGCCCGAUCAAGCCAAGGGCACGCCACCAGACAGCCCCCUAUCGACCUAGUGACAAGCGAGUCCCUGGUCCCACCACACCCAUGAACUAACUACACAUGACUUAUUUGCCUGCAUGAUUCCUCGUUAUUAUUAUUAUUAUUCUUUUGUACAUGUAAUUCUUCUUA